Mizuhopecten yessoensis (Yesso scallop) is the source of this 2693-nucleotide messenger RNA. RefSeq lists its product as uncharacterized. The transcript is spliced from 2 exons. NCBI's taxonomy places the organism in Eukaryota, Metazoa, Mollusca, Bivalvia, Pectinida, Pectinidae. The coding region runs from base 7 to 1851 and encodes 614 amino acids. The record is from RefSeq and is a predicted model, not a curated record.
GUUCCAAUGGAUAUACGUACAUGUAAAAUCGAUUUGUCUCGUACACAUUCUUACAAUCCUUAUCGUCCCUCAGAAGGUAAACCAGAGUCUACCCUUGCUCUCAACAAAUAUUUCAGCCAGAACAGCAUGUUCCGUUUGACAAAUGAAGAUCCGGACUAUACAUCCAAUACAAUGACAGACCGGCAUUGUACACAUUCUCAUCAAUGGUUUAAAUCUGGCGAUGACGACGAUGUUCUUACACCGGAAUUAGUCUCAAAUACCAAAUCUAGUCAAACAGAUUUCGAUUCAAACGAAACUUUGCUUUCCCAACGUGUAUGUGAGUUUGAUCCUUUAUUUAUCGAUUUCAAUGAGAGCCACGAAACACAAUGCAAAUUAUAUGAUCCCGAUUUUCUGACAUUGACAACGUGUUUUGAAGCAGAGAAAGAUUACAAUGUUGCAGACGACAUUUCGGAAGCUGACAAAGGUGUACUAGUAAAUCUGAACGAAGAUUCCUUUAGCAGCACAAGAGACGGAUUCCAGUACACAGACCAGGACUUGCUGGAAGUAUUGCAAUCAUUAGAAGAGUCCAUGGAUGGAAAUGAUGAACCGCCCGUAGCGGAAAGUGUAGAACAAUUGUCACCAGUGGAUGACACAAACAAAACAUUUCUUAAAGGGUGUCGUCUAUCAAAUCACAGACUUGUUUAUUCCUCACACGAUAGCAGUGACGACGAGGAUGAAACGUUUGUUAAGGUUCCAAAAAAUAUAUUAAAGGAUAAUCAGUUAUCAAAUUUCUGCAUGCAUCAACGAUCCCGGAUAGUCACAAGUGAUAUUCGGCGCGUCAACAAAACGAGAUGGUCAGAUGGAUUACUGAAUAAAAUCGUCACGAGAAAGGGACAAAAGAAGGAGAAUUCUUCUCCUUACUUUCUUGCGACAAAAUUCACGCCAUCGGGGCAACUGAUAUCUAAUGUCUUACCAAACAAAGACGGGAGUAUGUGGAUUACAUUCCAAAACAGUAAUGUCAUCAAACUUUAUGAUUACCAUGGCAACGCUAUCGACUCCGUUGAUUUGAGAAUGCCUAUUGACGACGUUACCAGCUCUAGAGACGGCAAUCUAUAUAUAUCAUGUCCGAAGUCAAGGCGUAUCAAAGUACUUACCAGGACACUGCAGUUGUACACUCUAGUGAUGACGCCGGCCUUCGUCCGAGGGAUAGCUGUUAGUCCAGUGGACAAUUGUCUGAUUGCCUGUAUGGUGCCGAACCUCACUAACCAACCGGGACAGGAUUGUGGUUGUCAAAGCGCAUGCUUGAUACGUUACUCUAUCCGAGAACAUUGCCUGGCAUGUUCAAGAAAUACAGAAUCUGUUCGUUCACAGCCUUCGGGAUCAAAGGUCGAAGGUCGAUCAAGCAACAACAGGAGCAGUAGUACCAGGUGUAUUUGUGCGAAAGAUGCUUAUUGUGUCAAGGGUUCAAAGGUCACUCAAGAUAACUUAUUUAUAUAUCCUUUCCGCGUCGCUGUGAAUGCAAAUGGGGAUAUUGCUGUAUCUGAUCAUGGCAAUAGAACAGUGCUUCUUUUAUCCGACGCGGGAAGCUUGUUAGGAAGGUUUAAUCAAUCAAAUCUGAGAUUACUAGCUAACCAUGCUCUCAGCUAUGACGUCAACAAUGACCUAAUCAUUGUACAGUCUGGUAGGAGAAAUAUUCUACGAAUAUGCAGUCAUUACGAUGGUUCUACCACCGUUAAUAAAUCAACCGUGACGGAAUUGGAAUCACAGAUCGUGACAGCCGCGGCGAUAGAUUCCGAAGGGAUAUUGCUAGUGGUAACAGGUCGGACAUUGAUCAAGGUACUCAAAAAAAGACUCACUGAGCCAAUUCACUAACAGAUACAUUUGACUUUAAUGGCAACACAUAUGGUGGAUCGAAAUAACCUGGUUUUCUCGAACUAAUAAUAUUAAGAUGAAUGACAUAUGAAUAUCGGACAUCAGUAACCGCAUGUCAGGGUCUUUCUCCUUUAUACGCGAGUCCUAGUAUAUCGCUAUAACCGGGACACCAUAUGUUUCCUCCAUAAAGUACUGCAAAAGCAUAUGGUACCAAAUUGUAUUCAUCCUCCUUGCAUCAUUUCAUCAGCAUUCUAAGCAUAACAUGUUUUUCCUAUAUCGAUUCCCGUUUUGCUCUUUUUGCCUACACCAGAAGCACUUGUUUCGCUUCCCAUUCCUCAGUUUUUAAUAUCUUUGCUUAUUGGUGAAUAAACACUAAAUAUAAGGUAAUGUAAAGUAGCUCAUUGCCAUGUAUUUCUUACUUAAAAGCAAAUGAAGGCGGAAAAGGCUUCAGAAGCAAGUUAUGAAACCUUAGUCUGAAAUUUAAGUCACAGACUACCACCCAGUACCCACAUACUAUUAGUCAUUUGUCAACAGACAAUAGUCAGCAGACAUCAGAUAACAGACACUAGUCGGCAGACAUCAGAUAACAGACACUAGUCAGCAGACUUCAGAGAACCGACACUAGUCAGCAGACUUCAGAUAACAGACACUAGUCAGCAGACAUCAGAUAACAGGCACUAGUCAGCAGACCUGGAAUGUUUCGGACCGGAGGUGAAACUUAUAUGGCGCAUGCAGAGUUGAUAUGACGCGUGAAGGACGGGUCUGGCUGGGACACGGUCUAUGCAUGGCUAACAGUAUCACACAUACAAAACAACCGAGAUUACAAACACGUAUAGAAUAAA